AUGACUACCGAGUGGUUGUCUAGAAUACUAUUCUUCUCAUUAUUACAACUCAUCUUCGUUGUGUCCUCACGCAACCUAACAUUCUUCUGCCAUCCAAACUCCGUUCUGCCAAGAUUGAAACUCCGAAAACAAACACAUACAACUAUGGAAGCCAGGAUUGCGGCAUUUAUCGGGACCCCCGGAGUUUCUAACAAAACAGCAUCUGUCAUAUCCUCAAAAUAUACUAUUGACGAGAAUCUUGCUACUUUGUUGAGCGAUACAACUACGGAGAAAUCGUUCAAUCCCGGAAUUAUCUCCACUGGCAUGUUGGACAGCAAAACUUCUUUUUGGAACCGAUACUGA
Messenger RNA from Botrytis byssoidea, 342 nucleotides. RefSeq lists its product as uncharacterized. The record is from RefSeq and is a predicted model, not a curated record. NCBI's taxonomy places the organism in Eukaryota, Fungi, Ascomycota, Leotiomycetes, Helotiales, Sclerotiniaceae. The coding region runs from base 1 to 342 and encodes 113 amino acids. The transcript has a single exon.